AUGGGAAAGCGAAAAUCUUCGAAGAUGUUUAAUUUAUUUAGUCGUUUUGGAAGAAGGCGACAAAGAAGGAGUGAGGUAGAUGUUGUAGAUAUAGACACUUUCUCGUCUGUUAUUACAGACUGCCAGCCCUCUACAUCUACGGCACCUUAUCCUACAGAUUAUUAUGCAGUUUAUUCGGAAUCGUCCGCGAGUUCGUCUUUGAUGUCAGUUCUAGAAUUCUUAAGGGAAAAAGACAACGACACCUCAAAGACACAGCCGGAAAGUGAAAUGCCAAGUGGAAGAGGAAAAUGUCCCCCAGGAGCAGGCAAACAUUCUAAAAAGGUUCGAGAAUCUCCACAGAAAAUAGAAAAUGUCGCCACAAAGGCACGAGACCUUCAUAUCCCAAGUGGAGAAGGCAAAUCAUGCGGAGCAGGCAAAAAAUCUAAAAUGGUGUCGGUUCAGGAGUCUCCCAAAGGAGCAGACAAUAAAGCCAAAGACGUCACUCAUUUAUUCCUUGCAAGAGAGUCCGGCCCACCCCCCAAACAGCCGCCACCGAAGCCUGUUCGAUUAUCUUUCUUUGAAAGAUUAAAGAGAUUAGGCAAAAAUAAAGUCGCACCCCAGCCUAGAGUGGAGGAAAAGUCCAGCGUCAAAAUCAGCAUUGUGCCGGAACUGGCUGGAUUCAGAGGGGAGUUCCUGGCUUCCACUGUUGAAUUACCUGAAGCAGAAGCUAGUAGUGCUGAGUCGUCUGUAGAUUUGUCGAGGCUCAGUCCUGCCCCAGCAGUCGUUCAGGACUACUACCCCAGCACCCUUGUUGGCUUUUUUGAGCGGGGGUGCUGAAAACACAGAAAAACAAAAACGUUAAGCGAGAGGGGGAGGGGUGAGACGGAGGGAGUUAAAAGGGGAUAGGAUUUUGG
Magallana angulata is the source of this 893-nucleotide messenger RNA. RefSeq lists its product as uncharacterized. The coding region runs from base 1 to 816 and encodes 271 amino acids. The record is from RefSeq and is a predicted model, not a curated record. NCBI's taxonomy places the organism in Eukaryota, Metazoa, Mollusca, Bivalvia, Ostreida, Ostreidae. The transcript has 2 exons.